AUGAAUGAAGCUCGAGCACGGAUUCUAAUAAACCUGAGACAGACUAUAGACCCACUGUUGCGAAUUUUCGGUGGUGGUUCGCAACACCCGCCAUCUAUGGGAUUCGUAUUCGAUGUAGCCGGACAGCAGAUACCAAUUCAGAAGACGUCGUUAACCUAUGGUAGCGUUGGUAAGAUGAUCGAAGACUUUAGCAUUGUUUUUGGAGUUCCAAAGUAUCGCACCAGCAAGCCUAAGAAGGUCACUCGCAAGUUCUCAUUCACUCGUCUUCUUCAACCUAUUGAUAAUCUAGUUACGUGUCCAACUUGCUCAAACAUUCAUCCGUCAGAUACCAUCUGUAAUGCCUGUUACGCAAAAAUUCAUGCACUGACUACGGAGAUCAAGAAGAAGAUGAUGAAUUACAAUCCAUAUGUGUUUGUCAGGUUUAAAGGAGAGCCAGAGGCACCAGCUGCAGUUGUGAAAGGGAAACGUGUUCUGGAGAUCGACAGUGAACGACCGACGUGGUUCAAAAAGUUGACACUAAAAGAAUAG
This is a messenger RNA of Caenorhabditis briggsae, 528 nucleotides long. RefSeq names its product Protein CBR-MRPL-32 (gene Cbr-mrpl-32). Lineage: Eukaryota; Metazoa; Nematoda; Chromadorea; Rhabditida; Rhabditidae. Gene Ontology annotation, biological process: translation. Gene Ontology annotation, cellular component: mitochondrial large ribosomal subunit. The record is from RefSeq and is a predicted model, not a curated record. The transcript has 3 exons. The coding region runs from base 1 to 528 and encodes 175 amino acids. Gene Ontology annotation, molecular function: structural constituent of ribosome.